This is a messenger RNA of Gongylonema pulchrum, 522 nucleotides long. Lineage: Eukaryota; Metazoa; Nematoda; Chromadorea; Rhabditida; Gongylonematidae. The record is from the annotation of a GenBank genome assembly.
AUGCAUUUAGAUCCUACAACUACGGUACCGCCAACUGUGCCUAGUCGGACCACACUGGCACCACUGCUCAGGCUCUUUACUUUGCCACCGAUUCUCACGUUACCUCCGCCGCCAACAAUUGACUCUUAUGGAAUCAACACGAUUCCGGAGUUACCACCACAGCAUGAAUCGAUCUAUGCGGGCAUGUUUGCACCAGAUGGCAGUUUAAUCAAAAAGAAUACGAGUACUGUGAAGCAAACCGAAACAAACCUGAUUUACGAUCAAGAAACUGGACAAACAGGACGUGAACGUGGCGCCCGGGCAGCUAUAAUACGAGCUCUGGACGAACGGAUUGCUGAUGAGGAUGAUCACAACUUGUUCGAUGGCGAGAAAGUUCUCGACGAUCGCGAAGAACUGAAAACUUUUGAGGGCUUCUUACGACAAAAUGCACCACGGGUUGAGACAACAAACCAGCCGGAUGCCAGUGAAACUACUUCCGAAGUAACUCCAGCUCAGCGUGAAGUAAGAAAAAAUUGCCAAUAA